AUGAAGCAGUUCGUGCUGAUGGCGGUUGCCCUCGUCGGUCUUACGGCCGCCCAGUUCCCGAACGGCAGAACCCUCGAUGCACCCAAUCCAGCCCUGUGCGCCAGCCGCAUCAUCCACGAGCGUGCACCGGACGGCAAAGGCUACUUCUUCUCCUGGCGCGAUCCAACACUACGGGGCGUGGAGAAGGAUUGGCUAGAUGCGAGAAAUUUCUGCCGCCAGCGCUGCAUGGACAGUGUGUCCGUUGAGACGAGCCCGGAAAAUGAGUGGAUCAAGCAGAGAAUCGUGGAAGGACGGCAAAAGUACAUCUGGACCAGCGGGCGGCUGUGUGACUUCAAGGGAUGCGACCGUCCCGAUCUGCAGCCGACGAACGUAAACGGAUGGUUCUGGACGGCCGAGCUGCAGAAGCUCGCCCCAACGACGGUGCGCAACCAGAACGAUUGGUCCGAGGGUGGCGGCAUCGGCAAACCACAGCCGGACAACCGCGAACUGAUCCAGGGCGGUGCAUCGGAGAACUGUUUGGCCAUCUUGAACAACUUCUACGAUGACGGUGUCCACUGGCAUGAUGUCGCCUGCCACCAUGUGAAGCCGUGGGUGUGCGAAGAGAACGAUGCGCUGCUGAAGUACGUGAAGUACAGCAACCCGAACCUGCGCAUUUAA
Molecule: messenger RNA, 657 nt
Organism: Anopheles moucheti
Lineage: Eukaryota; Metazoa; Arthropoda; Insecta; Diptera; Culicidae
Exons: 3
Coding region: 1-657 (218 amino acids)
Source: RefSeq, a predicted model, not a curated record